This is a messenger RNA of Amblyraja radiata (thorny skate), 2592 nucleotides long. RefSeq names its product charged multivesicular body protein 7 (gene chmp7). Bases 165 to 1355 code for a protein of 396 amino acids. Gene Ontology annotation, biological process: late endosome to vacuole transport via multivesicular body sorting pathway; vesicle budding from membrane. The record is from RefSeq and is a predicted model, not a curated record. Lineage: Eukaryota; Metazoa; Chordata; Chondrichthyes; Rajiformes; Rajidae. The transcript has 10 exons. Gene Ontology annotation, cellular component: multivesicular body; ESCRT III complex; cytoplasmic side of plasma membrane.
CUUUCACUUCACUCACCGCCCCGCCCCACCUGCUCCAGUCUUUGGUCAGCGCCGCCCGGAGACGGAGCCGGAGACGGAUACAGAGCGGUUGCUGCAGCCUCCGCUGGGCCGUGACUCCGGGCUCCGACAGCCCCGCUCCCCCUGCAGCCCCGGCAGUGGGCGCCAUGGAGGCCGGGCCGCUGGAGCCGCCGCACCCGGACUGGGCGGACGAGCAGCGCAUGGCCUUCCUGUUCUCGGCCUUCAAGCAGAGCCGCGACGUGGACAGCGCCGACUGGGACGGCAAGCUGGCCUUCUGGACCCCGCUGGUGCUGCAGGCGGCUGCCCGGCGCCGGCGGAUCCGCUUCACCCCGCGGGAGCUCGGCGGCUGGUUCCAGCGCAACGGCGCCGCGCCGCUAGGCCUCGCCACCGUGUUACAGCACCUGGCCAGGGGAGGGGUCAUCCAGACAGAGUCGAGCUUUGCUGCGAGCGUGGACACUGGCUGGCUGGCACGGGGAGUGUGGCUGCUGCUGGUCAAGCCCCUGAGGUGGACCCUCGCCUCCAUCCUGGGAACUGAUACCAUCUCGCCCGAUGAAUCGUUCAUAAUUGUUGACCACAUUAAGGACAAGGCGGCUGAGGUUCUGCGACUGUGCCAGCGUUCCCUCGAUGCGGCACACCCAGUGGCGGCCCUGUCCGCACUGCAGCAGGAGUGUCGGGAGGUGUGCGAGGACGAGAAGACCUUCUGCCUGUGCCUGGUGCAGCUCCAGAAGGACAAGAAAGUGGCGGUGGCCGAACUCGAUGGGGAGAGGAUUGUGAAGCUUGCCCACCCUGGCAGCAACAAGCCGGUGGUGGUGACGGAGGUGGACGUUGGCGUGUACCACUUGAUGAACUGUAAGAAGAUGCUGUCACACAAGGCCGAGACACUCUCGCAGGAGGCUGACGGGUACCAGGAGGAGGCAAGGAAGCAAAUCAGAGCUGGUAAAAAGCAUCUGGCACUGAAAUCUCUGAAAAUGAAGAAGAGAACCUUUAAACAACUGGAAGACAUCCACGCCAAGCUUGAUACGAUCGACACCAUCCUCGAUCGCAUUCGCUCCUCCCAGACCGACCUAAAGGUUGUUGAAGCUUAUCAGGCUGGGCUCGGGGCUCUGAGGCAGUCGAUGAAAGAUGUGAGUGUGGAGAAAGUGGAGAACCUGAUGGAUGAGAUCGAGCAGUUCUGUGACACACAGGAUGACAUCAGGAAGACUCUGGCUGGUGAAAGCUUCGAUGUAGCGGGUGGAGCUGACGUGAGUGAUUUGGAGGCUGAGCUGGAUGCUCUUCUACAGGAGGAGCCGCAGCUCCAGAUGUGCCGGCCGAUACACGACCUGCGCUUCCCUCAGUGAGGAGAACAGCUGCUCGCCGAGCUCAGCAAGCUCAGCCUGACUGACCAAGGUCCCAUUGUUGAAAGCAGGAAGCCUGCGGCCUCUCUGGAACUUGCACAAUGACCUCCACUGCAGAUCCAGGGGCCAACUGGCUCCUGCCGCAUGCCUCAUCUGGACAGAAGAUGCACAUGGUCAAUAGUAGUCUGUACAGGAUGACUCUUUUACAAUCUUUCCCUAAUGCUCUCGGGUCUGGGACAAGGGUAAGACAUUCCCCGCCCAUGUAAAGCAGCACGAGGCAUUUUGGAAGAGAACUCUCUGGGUCAGGAACGUUCAGUCAUUGAGACCGUGUCCACACUGACCACUUUUGUGUGCCAGUGUGAGUAGACAUGGGCAACAGGCCAACGCUGUGACUAGACUCUGUUGACGGAGGUGGGUAAGGAGCUUGUUGCCAUGACAUUACUGCAGAUUGCAGUGGUUUGUGACUGCAGUCCCCACUGCUGCUAAACGGUGGCUGGGGAACAUUGAGGCAAGGAAAUCAGUGGUGAAAUAGUGAGCUGCCCUUGUAUCUCCCUGUGGCAGCUGAAGAGCCAGGGUCCCCAGGAAGUCACCACUCAUAACACACCCACAACUGCCCCAGUUACUGAGACCAGUUUGGUCUGUUCAUCUUUCACAUUUCAAGUGCUGCUCAACGGCCAACUGGCUGGCUGCGGGAGGUUGAUGGUGGUGUGACUAACGAGACUGUCGGUAGCCCAGCAACGGUUGUAAGAGCCGCUGUGGGGAGGUGUAAAGGGAGAGAGCACCAGGCUGUCGGCUUGCUGCUGUCCUGGGUUCACCGGACCGUCUUGUCCCGGAUGCGAGUACUCUAGGUCUAACACACCCUGUCCCGGGUGUGAGGGAUUAGCCUGGGUCUAACCCACGCUGUCCUGGGUAAUUCAUAUCAUUGUCUACCCCACCUCCAGCUGACUCGAGCUGCAAUGGUGAAAAUGCAUUUUGGUCAAACCCUUCCCUGAUGUCCAGUCUGCCUUGUCUUGUGCCAGUGUGUGUGAGGAGAAGCGGGGGCAGUGGGUGUCCAGGCACCACAGAGGGGUGGGUGUGUGUGUGUCCAGGCACUGCAGGAAUCAAACAGUCGUGGUAAUACACACUCUCUGCUGCUCCAGCUAUGCUCCUAUCCUGAAAAUUGUACAAAGUCUUGAAGUAAAUCCUGUUGUAAAUGUAUUGUUUUGGAUAAAUAUUAACUAAAUGUCAGCAGUUAAAAUAA